Molecule: messenger RNA, 3698 nt
Organism: Salvelinus fontinalis (brook trout)
Lineage: Eukaryota; Metazoa; Chordata; Actinopteri; Salmoniformes; Salmonidae
Gene: rasl12
Product: RAS-like, family 12
Exons: 6
Coding region: 804-1586 (260 amino acids)
Molecular function (GO): GTPase activity; GTP binding
Source: RefSeq, a predicted model, not a curated record
ACAUAAUUACUCCUCUCUCUGUCCUCCACGCAAACCCCAAUACAAACAGGGGUGCUCUUCCAACAGAGGCCAGAGACCACCUUUGCCACCAAUGUAGAGAAUGAGGAGGAAGUGGAGUUCUCAUUCAUUAAAGGGUAAAGGGGGAAACCAAGUCCAGUAUGUCAAAAGGUACCUUUUCUUUGUUCUUUCUGUUCAAAUAUGUCAGAUUUGAAUCUAUUACACAAGCAAUUACUUUAACAUGUGCAAAGUAUUAACUGUGAAGUUAUGUGAUUAUCUGUGAAGGAAAAUAUGCUGCAUGAAGACAACAGAAUCAUUCACUCACUGGAUGCAAUCCAACCAUCUCAACUGACAUAACCAUUUUAUUGAUGUCCUUGUUUCUUGUCAAUGAAGUUAGUUGGAGAUGAGAAAGGCCUACCUUGCCAAAUCAUAUCUGACUGCAUGUAGAAUAACUAUGAGACCUCACCUCAGUUCCCUUAAAUGGGGUUUGGCAGUAAAUCAUGUGCGUAAGCAGCAACAUUCUUCAGCAAAUGUUAACUGAUUCGUCUACUUGACGCAAGGUCCUACCCGCUGCGCACGCACGGAGCAGCUCGAGCUUCUUUUACCAUCGAGUAUGAGCAUCCUCAUCAUCAGACAGGAUUUAAGAGCGCGUUCUAAAACUCGUUGGGAUGUUUUUAUUGCAUUUGGAUACAUAUGAUUUUAAAUGAAAUACAGAUUUUUUUUUAACCACAUCAAACCAACUAGCCGAUUCACUUCUACCCCAGUCUUUAACUCUGAGAAAACCUUUUAAGGGUUUUAGUCUAAAGAUGUCACUGAUGUUUGGGAAAGCAAGGAGUUGUAACUUCUCUGCUAUCCCUGAGGGGGGACAACCUGAGGUCAAUGUGGUCGUCCUUGGAGUGAGGGGCUCAGGAAAAUCAGCGUUGACUGUCAAAUUUCUCACCAAGCGCUUCAUCAGUGAAUAUGACCCCAAUCUAGAGGAUACUUACUCUUCUGAGGACAUGGUGGACCAACAGCCUGUCGUUGUGAAAGUUAUGGACACAGCUGACCAGGACGGCCCAGUGAACUGUGAGCGCUACCUCUCGUGGGCCAGUGCCUUCCUUGUGGUCUACAGCAUAGACAAUAGACGGAGCUUUGAGGGCUGCCAACAGUACCUGGAGGCCGUCACGGUCCACACCAAGGCCCUGCAGCCCAAGACCCCCAUUAUACUGCUGGGCAACAAGCUGGACAUGGAGAGAUACAGGCAGGUGAGUAAGUUGGAAGGCUCGGCCCUCGCCUCCCGUUUCGGCUGCCUGUUCUUCGAGGUGUCUGCUUGCCUGGACUUCCUGUCUGUCCAGCGGGUCUUCCAUGAAGCCGUGAGGGAGGCCAGGCAGGCGGGCGGCAAAAGGAGCCCCCUGUUACGCCCCCUUUACAUCAGUGAGGAUAACAAGCCAUUGUUCAGCCUCGCCACCGUGCCCCCGUUCACCACCCCCUGCUACAAGGAGCUCCCAGUGCCCGCCACCGCCAAGCUGGUGACGGUCAAGUCGUCGCGGGCACAGAGCAAACGGCGGGCACCCACGCUGACGCUGCUCAAGGGCUUCAAGAUCUUCUGAUGAGUCGAUGGAGAAUGAGACCAGAUUUAAAGACUGGAAAUUUGAGACUUGUCUCAAACUUGUGCUCAAAGACUUGAGACUUAUGCUCAAACCUUGAGACUUAACUUGGACUUGUGCCAGAGACUUGAGACUUAACUUGGACUUGUGCUCAGAGAUUUGAGACUUGACUCUGAGUGUCUCAUGCUCGAAGACUUGAGACUCAACCUGGACUUUCCUAAAGUGACUUAUUGACAAGUCUGCCAUAGUGGCUUACAACAUGGACAAGUGAGAGAACUUUGAAAUAGGUUAUGAGAGACAAUGGACUGUGUCAAAUGUGAAAAGCAGAACAAAAUGGAGACAGAAUAACAUACAACCAAGCCAUCAACAUACUGUAUGCAGCAGAAGCUGUCUUGGUGGAUAUCACCAUCACUAAGUUGGAGCGUGUACCAAAACGUCAUGAUGACUUACUGCACCUUCAAGUGAAGAGAAGGAACAGUAAUUAUCAGAGCUCCUUGAGAGAUGGACAGUAAUGGACUGGUGUUUAAACUGUCAUUGUGAAUGUUGAAUUUAUAUUGCCAAAGUUUUCAAAGUUUGUCUUGAAGUCAGUUACUGGGACAAGUUAUGUUAGUUUCCAAAUGUAUUGUAUUGCCAAAUGUAUUGUGGUGAUUGGAGUGCUUGUGAUGGUAUGUUCACUGUAGUGUAGAUUGAUAACACUAUGCACAUGUAUUUUUAUAUACAUUUUAAUGAGCUUUAAAGGAAAACUAAUUUGAUCGAAUGAAGACAUAUUUUGUUAAUGUAGAGACAUGUUUUAAGUUAAUUGAUGUUGUAACACAAAGUAGCAAUUCAAUCUUUGAGUUAAAGGCCCAGUGCAGUCAAAAUUCAGUUUUUCUGUGUUUUAUAUUAUAUUGUACAACAGUUGAUGGAACUAACGCUCUAAAAGUGUGAAAAAAUGUGAUCAGUGUUAUUUCCUGAUAGUUGCUGGUUUCUAAUCAGCAGGUUUGCAUGGCCGGGAGGUUUGGCUUUCCAUGGUGACGUGCGCCAAUUUUAAUGGAAAUCUAUUACAGUAAGGUACUUAAUUGCUACCCAGUAAUGAUUUGAUAUUGAUACCAAAACAACUGCAUUGGGGCUUUAACUUCAUAUAUACAUCGUUUGCACGAGUUGUGGGCGCCCUCCUCAGGCUCAUCAGUGUAACAACUGUUGCAUUUUUUGUAACUUAAAACACAGUUUUAUACUAUUGUAUGCUAAUGCCAUCCCAACCAAAAUGACAAAACACAACUAUUUUGAUAUGAACAGUUUUAUUUCCUUAUUGUAAAUACUGCAAUUAGUGGAAUGCUUUUAUAACACAAUGAAAAUCUAUCUUACAUAUGGAGAGGUGGUAUGAUGACAAAAGUUAACCCACUGAAUUCUGUUUUCUGUCCAAAACAUCUAUAUGUGAAUACUCUCUCACAAGAGCUUUCCACUAUACUCACAACAAGAUUAUUAGAGUUUGGAUUAUAUUAGGAUCCCCAUUAGCUGAUGCCAUGACGUCGGCUAAUCUUCCUGGUGUCCAGCAUUAUAACUAAAAAGACUUUAAAAAUAGAAUUACAAAAGAGAUGUAUAAAGAGAAGUUUGAUCUUCCAAUCUUAAUGUUAUCUCAGACCAUGUUUAGUUGCCUUUUAGUGUUUCCCAAGUAGACUACAUUUGAAUAGCUUAUGACACAUGGUUUAUACGUGUUCCUACAUACUGUCAAGUGACAUAGGAAAACUGUUCACUACACUAUAAACAACACGUUGCACUUCUUCAUGACCAAAAAACAACAUUUACAAACUAUUUGGUAUCUCAAAUAGUUGGUUGCGAUGUUUUGACGGCCAGCAAUGUUUACAGUAGAUGUAUAUUCCAAAGUACUUGUGAAUGAUGACUGUGAUACUGCACAUCUUGUACACAGCAUUAUUUGUAGUAGUUGUAUACCCUUUUCACACUACUGAGCCAAGUCAAGCUGUACUGCGCUGGCAUGGUUACGCAUCCACCAAUAAAAUAUCUGAGCCAGCACAGUACGGUCUGGCUCAGCAAAGUAGUGUAAAAAGGGCAUUACAGUAACUAAACAGACAGUGGUUGUUUAAGUUACAGGUAAAAAUAAAACAACUUAAAAUGACA